CCCAGGGUUCCUGUGCUUUGGCCGCUCCUCCUGGGUGCCACUGCAGCCCUGAGCUUCCUAGAGAGACUGCACCACAUGCUCCUGAGGCUGGAGGGCGGGGGUCCCAGACCACACUGGCCCCGCAGCAGAGUGCCAGGAGCACCAACAGUGUCCUAGCUUGCUUUCCUCCUCCCUCCUUUUUAUUCUCAAGUUCCUUUUUAUUUCUCCCUUGCGUAACGCCCUUCUCCCUUCUGCACCACUGCCUGCACCUCCUUGCCACCCACUCCUGAAGCCACAGCUGUUGGCAGGGUCCCCAGCUCAUGCCAGCCUCACCUCCUUCCUUUCUAGCCCCCAAAGGGCCCCCGGGAGACAUGGGGGGCCGGGGCCGAGAGCCGGCACUCUCGGUUGCCCUCUGGUUGAGUUGGGGGGCGGCUUUGGGGGCUGUGGCUUGUGCCACGGCUCUGCUGAUCCAACAAACAGAGCUGCAAAUCCUAAGAAGAGAGGUGACCCAGCUACAGAGGACUGGAGGGCCCUCUGAAAAGGGGGAAGGGCAUCCAUGGCUGAGCCUCCAGGAGCAGAGCCCUGAUAGCCCGGAAGCCCUGGAGAAGGGGGAGAGAUCCCGGAGAAAGAGAGCAGUGCUCACCCAUAAACAGAAGAAGAGGCACUCAGUGCUGCAUCUUGUUCCCAUUAACAUUACCUCCAAGGAGGACUCUGAUGUGACAGAGUUGAUGUGGCAACCAGCUCUUAAGCGUGGGAGAGGUCUGGAGGCCCAAGGAUACGUUGUUCGAGUCUGGGAUGCUGGAGUUUAUCUGCUCUAUAGCCAGGUCCUGUUUCAUGAUGUGACUUUCACCAUGGGUCAAGUGGUGUCUCGGGAGGGCCAGGGAAAGCAGGAGACUCUAUUCCGAUGUAUACGAAGUAUGCCCUCCAACCCAGACUGGGCCUACAAUAGCUGCUACAGUGCAGGUGUCUUCCAUUUACACCAAGGGGAUAUUCUGAGUGUCACAGUCCCCCGAGCAAGGGCAAAACUUAGCCUCUCUCCGCAUGGAACCUUCCUGGGGCUUGUGAAACUGUGAUUGUUAUAAAAGGUGGUCCUGGGCUUGGAAGACCAGAGUGGUUUGGGUACAUUUGGGAGACAGCCAAAAGCUGACCAGACAAAGGACAGGGAGUGGGAAGGAACAGAGGUUUCUUCUGGGUUUAACUGGAACCCUCAGUUUGAUAACUCAUGACUCUGUUCCUCCCUUUUCCCUUUCCACCCAACGCCUAGACUUUGAUUUCAUGAAUAUAAAGGAGGUAGAAUAUCUUG
Molecule: messenger RNA, 1282 nt
Organism: Eptesicus fuscus (big brown bat)
Lineage: Eukaryota; Metazoa; Chordata; Mammalia; Chiroptera; Vespertilionidae
Gene: TNFSF13
Product: TNF superfamily member 13
Exons: 6
Coding region: 300-1052 (250 amino acids)
Biological process (GO): immune response; positive regulation of isotype switching to IgA isotypes
Cellular component (GO): membrane
Molecular function (GO): receptor ligand activity; tumor necrosis factor receptor binding
Source: RefSeq, a predicted model, not a curated record